Molecule: messenger RNA, 384 nt
Organism: Ambispora gerdemannii
Lineage: Eukaryota; Fungi; Glomeromycota; Glomeromycetes; Archaeosporales; Ambisporaceae
Source: the annotation of a GenBank genome assembly
AUGGCCGAAAUUGAAAACCGAUUUGUGCCGCAAGCUGGUACACUCCGCAGUGCCCUACUCAAGGAAGUUGCUCACGAGAUUUUGAUACACGGGGGAAAGUUAAAGUAUUGUCUUUUAGAUCCUGCGGCGAUGACCUAUAGCCAGAGUCAUUCCAUCAAGAUUAGCAGCUUGACAUCCCUUCGAAAGAAAUUAGGCGACAUGAAAUUUUUAUCGCAGCAAUUGUAUUCACGUUACAAGAAGCAGCAAAAGCUGACCAAUAUGUGCUGUUAUACGCCAACACUGGUUUUGAGUGACAAUGGUAUUAGGGAUGUCAAGAUCUUUGUGAUUUUGCUUUUUGUAGUUCUUGCAAAUAAAGAUAAAGUUUUAUUUAACAAUCAGAAUUAA